AUGUGCACAUCCGCAAAAAGUGUACAAUUUUUGGGAUUCGCAAGCCCAACAACGAUGAGCAAGAAGAGCAAUGUGUGGCAGUUCUUCUACAAGGCCUCCGAUACGGUGGCCACCUGCUGUAUUUGCAACAGAAACUACUCAAGGAAGGGCCGCGGCACUACCUGCUUGCGGAACCAUUUGAAGAGCAAGCACCCAGGAGAGUUCCUAACUCUCUCCGAAGACAUCAAGUACCUGGAUUUGGUGAAGAGAGAGAUCUCUAACAGCUCUCCACAGCAUCCCACGACGCAGUUGGAGUUAAAUUUGCACGAAUCAGAUCCAGAUCCUUUGGACACCGAAGGCGUUUCCUGCAGUGCGCGCUGUGAUGAGAAGUUGGCACUCAUGCUUUUAAACCACUCCUUUGAUUUCAUUGAAGGACCCGGGUUCGUAAAUUUUGUUAGAGUGCUGCAGCCGAGAUAUGUGAUCCACUCAAGGAGUUACUAUGAGAAUAUACUGUGUAAGGAUAUACACAUGAAAAUGCAACAGCACAUUAAGGAGCAGGUGGAUCUGCUGGAUGCUGUCUCGUUAUCUACUAGUCUUUGGCGGGGUGACAAAGGUGAAGGACUGCUGAGCCUGUCUUGUUCUGGAAUAUCAAUGGAUUUUCAGACGCACCGCUUUGUGUUGAAGUGUGAGGCUUUAAAUUACGAAAGGACUUCUAAAGUUGCAUGUUGUAUUCGAGAUCUAAUACCCAGCUUGGCGAUAGAGGUUCCCAAAGAGAAGACACAUUGCAUCAUCAGGGAUGAGAUGACGGCUCUGCCAGGAUCACUGCCCGAUUGCUGUGUUAAUCGUCUGCAGAUGUGCGUGAGAUUUGCUUUACAGUCGAACGAAUCGCUUCAGAAUCUGUCAUCGAAGUGCAAGCAAAUAAUUGACCAUUUUGCUUCUUGUAAGAUGGCCCACGAUCAUCUAAAAUUUAUUCAAGAGAUCCGCCUAACGAGAGAUCCGUGUACACUUUUACCUCAUGAUUCUUUUAAAUGGAAUUCAACCUUCCAGAUGAUGGCCAGCGUGUUCAAGAUGAAAGAUGCUAUCUCCCUAUAUUGCGAACAGUACAGUCUGGUUCAAAUAUAUCCUGAUGAAUGGGUAGACAUUGAUUUGUGCAACAAAGUAAUGCAACCUUGUGAGGAAAUUAUUAGGAUCUGGAGUAAUCCAUCAACGUCAACAUCUUCGGUAAUUCCACUAGUGGCCGCUUUGCGGGAUUCACUUCGAACAGAUGUCCACAAUUUUGUUUCCUCUGUGACUAUUUGCAGUUUUGCAAGAAAGUUGCUUGAAGAACUGGAAAUGAAGUUCUCCCAUGUCACCAGCGACAUUAAAUUUUUGAUGGCCACCUAUUUGGAUCCGAGGUAUAAGCAAGCCUUCUUUACCGAGCGAGAGGAGCAGUUGGUGGCCAACGAAGUUUUGCAGCUGCUCGCCAGAGUGCAAGAAGACCGCAAUGGCCAGAUGCCUUUGAAAAUAAUCAAAGUAACAGCCCCAAUAUCCGAUAAAAAUGAAUCAAAGAUUGACAGUAUACUUGACAAUAUGCUGACGACUGGCUCUACUAAUUCUCAACAGGCAACAACAUCGUUUGGCUCCCAUUCGCAGAUUAAGAAUCUACUAUAUUUAUAUAACUCCGAGCCUAGAAUAGAUAGGAACAUGGAUCCCUUGAUGUGGUGGAAGACAAACAUAAAAUACAGUUCUAUGUAUGCCAUAGUUCGAAAAUAUUUAUCAGCUCCAGCCGCAAGUGUGGCUAGUGAAAGCUUAUUUAGGGAGUCCGCACACUUGUUUUGCGAUAUGAAAACGGGAUUAAGCUUCGAAAAUGCAUCUAAAAUAUUGCUAAUAAAGUCUAACUUUAUAUAUUGGGACAGCAAGGAGUAAUGUUAAUAAUAAGAUGUAAACUUUAAAUACUUUAUGUUCAUAAUUUAAGCAUUAAACUUAAAACUAGUUGAUCGCCCGGAA
Molecule: messenger RNA, 1965 nt
Organism: Drosophila rhopaloa
Lineage: Eukaryota; Metazoa; Arthropoda; Insecta; Diptera; Drosophilidae
Product: E3 SUMO-protein ligase ZBED1
Molecular function (GO): DNA binding; protein dimerization activity
Source: RefSeq, a predicted model, not a curated record